AUGGCUGAGCCGUUAUAUGGCAAAUUUACCGGUGACAAUGCUGAAAUAAAUUCUCUGGCAUUGUUAGAAGGCCAUUACACAUUACCUGAUCUGUUGGACCCAGCUAUGGCUUCUUUCUUAUCUCACUGCCGGUUUCACAAAGGGCACUCUCCAGUCCACUUGCAAGUCUCCAAGGAUCACGUGUACUUCUGGUCGCGGAACCCUGAGAAUAAAGGAUCCAAACCUCAUGGACUACAUAAUGGACACUUUCAGGCGGCUAUCCAGUCUCCAUCUAUAGCGUACUGUGAUGCCCUCUUCCGGAACAUUGCUCUCACCACAGGGUUUGUUCCUCUUCAAUGGCAAAACCUGAUGAACUUUGCCAUUGAAAAGAAGCCAGGAGACUUCCGCCUAUCUAAAAUGCGCACCAUCCAGCUGAUGAAUUCAGAGGCCCAGGCAAACAAUAAGAAGGCAGGCCGUGCAGCCAUGCAAUUUGCCAAAGCGCACUCCUUGAUACCCGACGGGCAAUGCGGCUCACGCAAACGUCAUCAAGCAAUUGACCUGGCCUUGUCUAAACGAUUAGUGUGGGAUCUACUGAUCCUUCAACGCCGCACAGCGGGGUGGAUCUCGAAUGAUGCCAAGUCCUGCUUUGACCAUGUUGUCCACUGGGUGGCCAUCGUCACAAUGUUGCGGUUUGGCUUGACAUGGCGUGUCCUAUCAUCGAUGUUCAACAUGCUCUCCUCCGCUACCCACCGUGUUCGCACAGGUUUGGUGACUCCAAGAGAAGCUUUCGCCCUCCGUCAGCGGUGCCAUUCCAAGGUUGUGGGCAAGGGAAUGGUAACAGGUGGUGCAAUCAAUCCGGAGAAGUCCUUCUGGUGGCUUAUUGACUUUGAAUGGGAUGCUCGCAAUGGUCAGUGGAGAUUCCGUAGGAAAUGCUCCGCGGCACCGGAAUUCGACCUUAAGAUACCGGGGUUAUACGGUGACAUUGAACCCCUUCGUCGCCUUGAACCAGAUGAUUCCGAACGUACUCUGGGGGUGAUGUUGUCGCCACUGGAAAAUCACAACGCACAGGAGGCACAGUUGGUCUCUAAAGCUAAAGCGUGGGCCAAACAGCUUUGGCCUCACCUGCUACACAAGUACGACGUGUUACCCUUAAUCCGGACCACAAUCCUGAAGAAGCUUGAAUAUCCUAUGGCACUCACUACCCUCAACGCUCAACAAUGGCAGGACAUUAUGUCACCGGUUCUCCAGGUGUGCUUACCUAAGUCAGGUGUUUGCCGCAACUUUCCCCGUUUGGUGGUCUUUGCCCCGGUGGAUUAUCAAGGCCUUGGUGUUCCUCACCCCUUUGGCAAGCAAGUGUACAAACACUUGGAGAUGAUCCUGCGCCAUAAAGUCCAAACCGAGAUCAGACUGGAUAUCGUGGAAAAUCCGUAG
Molecule: messenger RNA, 1410 nt
Organism: Cylindrotheca closterium
Lineage: Eukaryota; Bacillariophyta; Bacillariophyceae; Bacillariales; Bacillariaceae
Source: the annotation of a GenBank genome assembly